AUGGCUGGUCCAUCUCCCAACCUCUACAGCUUCCCUAACACGGACACCCUCGCCCAACAAUUGCGGCCAUACGUCCUGCGAUGCCAAAAUGCCGCCCUGACCCGUCACAAUAGCUUCCGCGUCGCCGUCUCUGGAGGCUCGCUGCCGGCCGUGUUGGCCAAGGCUCUGCUGGCCCCAGGAAACGGGACUCCCGAGGACACGCCGCAGUUCUCGAAAUGGGAGAUCUUCUUUGCCGAUGAGCGCGCCGUGCCGCUCGACCACGAAGACAGCAACUACCGUCUCCUCAAGGAGGAGCUGCUCAGCAAGCUCCCCGAAGACCUGGGCCAACCCCGCGUCCACCCCAUCGAUGCCAACCACGUCAACGACGAGGACCCCCAGGAGCUCGCCGACCUGUACCAGGAGGAGCUGAUGAAGAUCUUCGCCGCCAAGGACAGCGUCAAGCUGCCCGUGUUCGACCUCAUCCUGCUCGGCUGCGGCCCCGACGGCCACACCUGCAGUCUCUUCCCCGGCCACGAGCUCCUGCGCGAGAAGGACGCCUGGGUGGCCGCCGAGAGCCAGUCGCCCAAGCCCCCGCCCAAGCGCAUCACCCUGACCCUGCCUGUCGUCACCCACGCCCAGCACAUCGCGUUCGUCGCCACCGGCGCCGGAAAGAAGGACAUCAUGAAGCAGAUUUUCGACUUGGAGGAGGGCCACAGUCUCCCCUCGGCCCUUGUCAACCAGGGCGCUGGCGAGAAGGGUAUUUGUAUGAUCUUGGACUUUACUUUCAAAUUGCGUGUUGUCUCUGCCUUGAUUCAAUUCGAAAUGCUUUGUAACAAUGAUACGUGCAGCGAAGUAAGCAUCGAUACCCCGCUGAAUAUGCGCAGUAAUCUGCGAAGACAGCUGGUUCGCAGUAUUCUGCAGCGACGAAGGAACCUUGGCCGUGAUGGCAGCCGCCAACGCCUGCGAGGCCGUCUUCUGCUCCUGCAGCGAAGCCAGCACAUCGCCGGCCAGCCCGUCGGCAACAAAGUUGGGUUUCGCGGCGAUAACAUUGUCGACCAGAGUGCCGACGUCACUCGCCAGGUUCUGGAUCGGCGACACGAGGCCGAGCGCGUCGAUCGUGUUGAGAGCCGCAAGGCCGCUGACCGUCGUCGUGCCCGUGUUGAUCACCGUCACCAGCUUGUCGGAGGCGUCCUGUACGGCCGUCCCGGCUACCGAGCCCGCGACGUAGUUGGUCACGGUCGUGUCGACCACCGCGACCUGGUUGCUGACGCUUUGGAUGACGGCCUUGUAAUCCGCGAGAGCGCGCUUGGCCUGGGGAAUAGGCUCUGCGAAGCUGGUGGCCACGAGGCCGAGGGUGAAGAUUGUGCUCAGGAACUUCAUGGUGAGUUGAGUAGAUUGGAAAAGAAGAAGAGAUGGUUGAUUUGUGGAAACUGA
This is a messenger RNA of Aspergillus terreus NIH2624, 1413 nucleotides long. Its product is annotated as 6-phosphogluconolactonase. Lineage: Eukaryota; Fungi; Ascomycota; Eurotiomycetes; Eurotiales; Aspergillaceae. The transcript is spliced from 3 exons. The coding region runs from base 1 to 1413 and encodes 470 amino acids. Gene Ontology annotation, molecular function: 6-phosphogluconolactonase activity. The record is from RefSeq and is a predicted model, not a curated record. Gene Ontology annotation, biological process: carbohydrate metabolic process; pentose-phosphate shunt.